AUGGCCGCAUACAAACCGCUUUCGACACUCUCACAGGAUCAGAAAGACGCAUAUGCCCGAGAUGGAUACGUGUUUAUCUCUGGACUUAUCGAUGAGAACGAGCUCCCCGCGUUUCGGGAGGCAUGUGAUCGCGUGGUGGCCAAAACUCGGGCGGGAGAAUGGCCACAUCGACGUAUCGUGGGGAAACAGUUUCCCCCAUUUGUUGGGGAUGAACCCGACUCGUGGGGAGUGCAGCAUAUCAUGCAUCCAGACCUCCAUGAACCCAUAUUCGUGCGAUGGUACGGGUCCGAGGCACUCGUUGGGGCCGCGACCUCGCUCUUGAGGUGUAAGGAAGAAGAUGUCCAAAUGGGUGAGCCUAGCCACUCGAUGUUCAUUCUGGGGUUGUUUGUCAUAAAGAUUGACGUUCUCCAUCUUAUUUGUCAUAUUUCCUCAUCGAAGAAUUAUUCAAUCUUCUCAUUAAUCCGGAUCGACACACAUUUGCGUUGCGAUGGCAUAGAGAUGAUACCCGAAACGGCAACUCUCGAAGAGGAAAUAGCAGCUCUGAAAACCAACUUUUAUGGCGUGCAGUGGAACACCGCACUGUACGAUGAUGCAUGCCUGUUCGUUGUACCAGGGUCCCACCGCGAGCCCAGAACGCCGGAACAGAGGCUGCUAUCAUCGACACAAGAGGCUCCUGAAGAUCCUAUGGACAUGCCUGGAGCAAUUUGUGUCAAACUUAAAGCCGGAGAUACGCGAGCCACACUCCAUGCCAAUAUGGGUGACAUCCGAGGCGGCAACCGACGGGCCCGAAUGAUUUUACAGCACCAGGUGGACUGGGUCCGAGGCGAUGCGUUUGCGUCCACGCUGAAGCCCGAGGGUUCUCCAAAUGAAGACAAGGUGGCAACACGAUUGAAGGGAAUGCGAGAUAGGUUACUUGCCAUGGCUGAUUCGGUUAACUUCCAACAGCUAGGAUACUCUCAACAAGGAUAA
This is a messenger RNA of Rhizoctonia solani, 969 nucleotides long. Its product is annotated as phytanoyl-CoA dioxygenase. The coding region runs from base 1 to 969 and encodes 322 amino acids. Lineage: Eukaryota; Fungi; Basidiomycota; Agaricomycetes; Cantharellales; Ceratobasidiaceae. The record is from RefSeq and is a predicted model, not a curated record. The transcript is spliced from 5 exons.